This is a messenger RNA of Myzus persicae (green peach aphid), 589 nucleotides long. RefSeq lists its product as uncharacterized. The transcript has a single exon. Bases 23 to 589 code for a protein of 188 amino acids. The record is from RefSeq and is a predicted model, not a curated record. NCBI's taxonomy places the organism in Eukaryota, Metazoa, Arthropoda, Insecta, Hemiptera, Aphididae.
UCAAGGUUUUAAAGCAAUAACGAUGAACACUGAACAAGUAUCAAUAGAAGUAAAAACUAGACUAAAUAAAGUUUGCAAUCUUUUAAAAGAAAUCGAAGACAUUUUAUGCAAAGCUAAAAAUGAGGUUCAAUCAUCAGAAUGUAACUAUUCAUACAUUUGUAUCUGUGGAAAACAAUCAAUACCUGAAAUGAUAGAAACACAAUCCAACUAUAGCAAAGAUGACGGCAGUAGAAAAUGUGAGAAAACUCAACAAUUUCAUAUGACAUGUUCUGAAAAACGUACAAAAUAUAAAGGCUCAGGCGAAGAAAAAAUGUCUUCCGAUGUCAAUGACAUCAGUCCAUGCAGAAGAAAAAACAAACCAAAUCAUGGAAAAAAUUACACUAACAAUUUAUGCUGCAGUAUAUCUAACAAGCAAAUUGAUAAUAAUACACGAUGUAAUGAAUGUACUCAUGAACAGUUUAAAAAUAAAAUAAAAGAUAUUAAUCAAAAGUACAUGUCAUAUUUUGACGAAAACAAUAAAAAUGAACCAAAAACUGCAAUUGGAUCAACAAUUAAAUCGAAAAAGACAUCACGGUUCUCAUGUACUUAA